GACGUCAAGAAGAAUGAGUAAAAAGUCGAAAAAAUUACGUAUUACAUAAAAACAGGUGAAAAAAAUGCACUACAAGCGAGCAUUGAUUUUUAAGAGUGACGUUACAGAGAAUAUAAGAUGAAAAAUAAAAGGUACGAAGAAUUUUCAUAAACGCUUGUGACGUAUAACUACGUCAAUAAUUGAGAGAAAAAUUUCUCUAUUAUAAUUUUCAAUAUUUAUAUUGAAUUUCUUUUGACGAUAAACAACUUUAUAUUUAAUUUUGUCCCGACACUGAAGACAGUAAGUUCGUGGAAAGAAAGUGUACAAACAAAUUUUUCUAUUUAUGAGUAAAUUUGGAAAUUUGAUAAUAAAUAUAUAUUUUUAAAAUUGGAGUCUUAUUGUGUGUAAAACCUGCGGGCAGGUGAAAAUAAUAUAGUUGUAGUAAUUUUUUUAAAAUUAACAGUAAAAAAAUAAAAUAGUGAAAAUAAUAUAGUUGAAGACAUUUUUUUUAAAUAAACAUUGAAAAAUAAUAUAGUUGAAGACUUUUUUUUUUAAUAAAAACUGAAAAAUAGUAAAAUAGUGAAAGUGAUAUAGUUGAAGACUUUAAAAAAAAAACAGUGGAAAAUAAUAAGAUAGUGAUAAAAAAUAGGACUUGAAAAAACAUUAUGAAUUCCCAAACCGAAGAUACAAAUGCAGUGAAGAAAAAGUUGUUCAAAAAAGAUGAUUACCGAGCAUUUAGAAUUGCUCUCGAUGUUCAGGAAUCUGAUUUAGAAGAUUUUUGUAUUGAAAUGAGUAAAAAAAAAGUUAAGUCUCCAAAGUGCUUGCUCAAAUCAGUAUUUAAGGAAAAAAAUUCUCAAGUUGAGAAAAAAUCUUCACAAAAAGCAGAAAAAAAAAUUGAUCAUUCAUUGACAGUUAGGACUGAAAAAGAGAAUAUUAAACCGAAAAAAAAUGUUAUUAAUCAGCCGUUGGAAGAAAUAUUUAAUGAUGAGGAAGAAAUUAUUGAAGCUUCCGGUGAGCAAAAAGAAAUAGAAGAAAAGAAAAAGGAAAAGAAGAAAAAAGCAUUGAAUGUUGAUUUGGAUGUGGUGAAAAAGAAAAAGAUUUUAAAAAAAACGAAAAAAAAUUCUAAAAAUGUAAGUAAGGAGGCCACUUUGGAUGUGAUGAAUACGACAUUUUUGGAGGAAAAUGAAGAGAUAACAAACGAAGAAAUAGCAAAUGAAGAAAUAACAGACGAUGAAAUAACAAAGAAUGUAACGAAGAAAAAAGAAAAUGUCACGAAAAAGAAGAAAACCAAAGGCAUAGUGAAAUCAAAGACUUCUGAACACGUUUCAACAGAGAAGAAGAAAAUUUCUAGGAAAUCGAAAAAAAUCCCCAAAAAUUUACAGGAUGAUUCGAAUAUGGAAACUAACGAAGCACUUUCCUUUGAGGGAAUAGAAAAUUAUAAGGAAACUGAUAAUGCUAAUGAGGAAGUGUCAAUCAACAUUAAAAACCCAAAUUCAUCAUCAGUAGCAUUAAUCGAGGAAGGACAGGAUCUACAAUCUUUUGAAGAAAUCUGCAAAAAUAUACAAAAUUCUUCUACUUUUAUUGAAGAAGAUGAAGGCGAGAAAUUAGGAGAAAUAGAAGAAGAAAAACGAGAAGCCGAAGAAGAAGUAGAAAAAGCAGAAAUAGAAGUCGAACAAGAAGACAUAGAAAAAGAAGAAAAAGAUGAAGAAAUAGAAGUAGAACAAGAAGUCAUAGAAGACGAAGAAGAAGAAAAUGAAGUCGAACAAGAAAAAAGAGACGAUAAAAAAACGGAAAAAGUAGAAAAAGAAAAACAAGUUGAACAAGAAGAAAUAGAAGAAAAAAGUGACGAUGAAACAGAAAAAGAAGAGGAGGAAGAAGAAGAAGCAGAAGAAGAAAUAGAGGAACGACUGUCAGCACAGAAUGAAGAGACUUUAAAAAUCCAAAAUGAAGAUCGGACUGAAAAUGAAACAUUACAUCUUCCUUCAAUUUCAUUAGAAAUGUCCGAACCUUCUGAAAAUUCUGAAGUUACUCUCAAUCUUGCGGAAAAAUGUUCGACACCCAAAGUCAAUCAGGCUAUUGCUUCUACAUCUUCGUUUUCACCACUGAAAGAAAAAGAAGAGAAUUAUAAAUUGAACGAAAUUAGUGAAGCAUUAGCAAAAGUUCAUAUUUCUCCUCAACCAACAGAAAAAGUAAAAGUGAGUAAACGUGAAGCAGCACGUAAGAGAAAAGAACAGCGUGAUCAGAAAAAAAUGGCCAAAGCAGUGGGUAAAAUUAAUAAUUAUGCUCUGAAACAAUUGAAGAAGCUCGAUGUUGAUGUUGUCCAUCCUGAAUUACAACAAUACAUAAAUUCAGUACAGGCAGAUACUGAAUCAAGUUCGAGUAGUGAUGAAGAAACAUCAGAUGUUUGUUACUGUCCCGAUUGUGAUUGCUCAUUACUAUGUGAAUGUUCGUGUUGUAAUGACAGUUCGGGAUCAUCAGCUAGUGAAUAUAGUGAAACUUGUUCUUGCUCAAGAUGUCAGGAGUCAACUUCCUCAUCAUCCGACUCUUGCUACCCUGUUGAUGAUUCUUCUUCUGAAGAGUAAAAAAAAAUUUUUUUUUCGCUACUAAUCUAGCCUCAAAAAUUUUUUUCGAAUUAUUAUUUCGGUCAUUUAAUUCAAUAUACUUGUCGUCCAGAAGAUAUUUGUUGACUAACACAUAAACAAUAUUUAAAUAUUUACUGCAGGAAAAAAAAUUUCUUAAUUGGACUUUUAUGUUAUUUAUUGAGACUAAUUAUUAAUUACCGACUUAUAUAUAAUUAUGAAAAUUGUUACUUUCGGUGAAUUAUGAGAAUUAUUUAUUGCGACUAUUUUUAUCUAUAUGUAAUUUCUGACACUGUAUCGUUGAAUUUUUGAAUUUUAUCUAUUCUGUAUUUUUGAUUCCUGAAAAGGGGAUAAAAUGUAAUAUAUAUUAAUUUUUUGAAAGAUAUUAAAUAUAAUUUGAUGUCUGAAUAUAUUUUAA
Molecule: messenger RNA, 2976 nt
Organism: Leptopilina heterotoma
Lineage: Eukaryota; Metazoa; Arthropoda; Insecta; Hymenoptera; Figitidae
Product: glutamic acid-rich protein-like
Exons: 5
Coding region: 645-2561 (638 amino acids)
Source: RefSeq, a predicted model, not a curated record